Molecule: messenger RNA, 7944 nt
Organism: Mus musculus (house mouse)
Lineage: Eukaryota; Metazoa; Chordata; Mammalia; Rodentia; Muridae
Gene: Sycp2
Product: synaptonemal complex protein 2
Exons: 43
Coding region: 3417-7622 (1401 amino acids)
Cellular component (GO): chromosome; nucleus
Source: RefSeq, a predicted model, not a curated record
GAUUCAAUGAGUUGUCUUACUUUUCUAUUACUGCAAUAAAGCAAAGUGACCAAAAGACGCUCUGAGAGGAAAAGGUCUCUUUCCUCAGUCAGUCACUGAAGGAAGUCAGGGCAGGAAUUCAAGGUAGGGCCAGAAGCAAAAGCCAUAGAGGAGUACUGCUUACUGACUUUCUCCUCCCUGCCCCAGCAGCUUACUGAGGCUGCCUUCUUACCCACCCCAGGAUCUUGGGGAGGGAGAGACAUUGCCUGCAGUGAGCAAAGCCCUUCUAUAUCAAUUGUUAAUUAAUACCCUGAAGGCUUGCCUAGGGGACCAUCUUCUGGAGGCUUUUAUCAAUUAAGAUUCCCUCUUCCCAGAUAACAUCUAGGUUUGUGUCAAAUUGACAAAUUGACUUAGAUACUUUGUUUAUUCAUGUUACUGUUUAAAGACACGGUUUUUUUUGUUUUGUUUUUGUUUUUUGUUUUUUUGUUUUUUGGUUUUUUUUUUUUUUUUUUUUGUCUCUAUAACAAGCAGCUAGUUGAGAAAUCACUAGAUUGCAUCAUGGAGGAUGGUAAGUCUAUUACAAGAAAGCCCAGUGUGAAGAUGAUGAUGUAAGUCUCUGGUGAUGAGGUUGACACACUCUGAUCUUACAUGUUGUAUUAUAUACUGUUAGUACUUAAGUCAUUCAAAAAAAUCAUUGAAAACUAAUUAUCUGAAACACCCUCUAAAAGCCUGUCAACUGUUCAGGUUGUUUUACAUUUUUUUUGUUUUGUUUUAAUUAGGAUCUCCUUGGACCUGUAAUUCCAGCCAUUCAGGAAACUGAGGCAGGAGGAUCUCAAGUUCAAGUUGCCCACCUGAGCACCUUAGAUCCUGUCUCAGAAAGUAUAAAGAAAGCUGGAAAUAUAAAUCAAUGGUAGACCACUUGUCUGGCAUGCAUGAGACUCUCAGUUCAGUGAGGAGUGGGUUCAAAAUUCAGUUUAACAAGGCACAAAGUUGGAAUGAUGUUUGUAAUUCUAGCUAAGCCAAAGGUAGAAACGCUGUAGGUUUUAUUCUGUGAUUUGAACACACACACACAAACAUACACACACACUUUUUUCAAGCACAUUCCAAAGCAUAAUUAAAUCAGAAAGGGGUGCUGGCCACUGAGCAUCACAGCUGUCAUCUUCAUGAGAGCAGCUGUUACUAUUGUUAUGACUUGAGAAACAUUGACCUGUUGACUAUUGACAUUCCUUCAAAGAAUUGGGUGCAGUGGUCACUGGGCUGUCAGCUGAUUCUCUCCCUCUCCAGCUAGAUGUAAUUCUGCGGUAAUUGCACUUGGCUCGUCGGCUUGGGUGCUGCUAGGGUAUAUAAGGGGUGGAAGGGUGCCUCAGGGAGUGUAGCAUCUCUGCUGGUACAACUAUGGGGAAGCCAUCAUUAAUCAUCCAUGCUGGGCUUAGGUUAUCCGGUGAUACGGCCGCUUCGAUGUCACUUGCAUCCUGUAAGGAAGCCGGGCAAGGUCUGUUAUUUAAGCUAGACAUGGGUGGAACCCUGCCUUUGGGCUGUCAUUGGAGCUCUAUGUGGGGUAAGUAGACAUUAGAUCUCAUGCCCCAGGAACAGCUAAGGAUGCAUACCAACCACAACUGAGGGGCACACUAGCAAAAUCAUCUGCUUUAUGUAUUUUUAAACAACCAUUGCCUUUUUAGAUAAAAAAUAAAGAUACUAAUAAUAAAUACCAUUUUAAACUUUGAUUUGGCACCACCUAUAUCAAUAUUUAACUCUCUUCACGUGAAGCCAUGGAGUUUCCACUAGAUCAUAGGAUAACCGAAGGGUUGAAUAAAGCAGUUAUUGUCUGUCACGGCAAUGCAAAGCAGGCAGCAUCGUGCAUGAUGGUGAAAUUUGUCAAAAGACGGGGCCACCAUGUUAUAAAUUUAGGGCACAGGGAAAAUGGAGGCGCCACAGCACUCCCCUAUGGCCUGGGCAUGAGGAUUGCCUAGUUGAGGGGUGGUGGAGUCCCACAGUGACUGCAGGUUCUCCUAACCGCCAUGUUUCCUCCCUAGGUGGAACUGGCACGGCACAGCGCCCCCUGCUGGCAGGCGGUUCCCCAGCGCAGCAUCACCACUCUGGGCGGGGCUCAGAAUAGGAAAGCAGCUGGAGAGCCCUACAGACUGCUUUCCAUCACUUCCGGCUGACCCAUCGUGGACAGGGCAGGGGUCAUCGGAAGUGGGGCAACCGACCGACCCUUCCCAGAAGCGCUGCGUGUGCGCCCACAGCCUAAAGUGUCUGCGGGUAAGGGGCGUGGCCUGGGUGGCUGGCUGGCUCUGAUUGGGCGAGCGCUUCCCACUUUCCGUUGGCGCCCGGGAGGCGAGGAGGCGCCAUUACUCGACGGCCCUUGCGGGCGGAGGCGGUUGCCAGGUUGCGGUGUGCUGCGCUGUGUUUGUCUUCUCCUAUUCUUAAAUGAGUUCAAAAUGCCAGUGAGACCAGACCUCCAACAGUUAGAAAAGUGUAUUGAUGAUGCUUUGAGAAAAAAUGACUUCAAACCUUUGUUGGCACUUUUACAAAUUGAUAUUUGUGAAGAUGUGAAGAUUAAAUGCAGCAAACAAUUCCUCCGCAAGUUGGAUGACUUAAUAUGCAGGGAACUUAAUAAAAAGGAUAUCCAAACUGUUUCAAGCAUCUUGAUAUCUAUUGGAAGAUGUAGCAAGAAUAUCUUUAUAUUGGGACAAGCUGGACUUCAAACCAUGAUAAAACAAGGAUUAGUCCAAAAGAUAAGUACUUUUUCAUAGGAGGGAAAGCUGAUUAAGGUGCAGUUUCUAUUUUUAAAAUGUCCUGCUACUAAAUGCAAACUUAGAAACUUUAUGUAGAACUUUUGAGAGUAAAUAUUUUUAUGAGUAUAAGGUAAAGGUUCAGAAGGAAACUAUACAAGUUCCUUGACGACCAUGUGAAUUUAGGAUCACAGGAUGCCAAUGGAACUUUAUUUGAAUGAUUUUCUGUUGACUAACUCAUUUAGGUUGUUUACUGUCUGACAUCUACACUAAAAUAUAAGACACUGAUUUUUAUAUGUUUAAUCAGUUACACAUAACCAUCAAACUGAUGGUUUAUGGGACACAUAGUAUGUACUCAUGUGAAUCAAAUUAAAGUAAUUCUAAAAAUAUUCAAAUAAUAUAAAUUGUCCUGAUAAUUUUAGCUAAUUAUAACAAAUGUAUCUGCAGUAAGAAUUUAAAAAGGGAAGUGUAAGGGUCUUUGAAAUGGAAUUAUUAUUAUCUUCAUUCCUAUUUUAAACAGUGAGGAGAUAGAAUAAGUUAAAAAUAUAAGACAUUUUAAAAUGUAAAAUUGCUUUGAUUAUCAAUACUGGAGUUUUCAUUUUUAAAGUCAUUUGUUCUAGGUUUACUCACCAAAAAAAAACCCCAAAUAUAUUAAUUGUUAAAGUGGAUUUCAAAUUAACUAAUUUAUGUAUUCAUUUUUACAUGGUUUCCUGGUUUGAAAAUUCCAAGGAGAUUAUUCUAAAUCAACAACAAUCAAAAGAUGAAGCUGUUAUGAAUAUGAUAGAAGACUUAUUUGAUCUUUUGAUGGUCAUAUAUGACAUCAGUGAUGAAGGUAAAAACCAAGUAUUGGAAAGUUUCAUACCUCAAAUCUGUGCCCUGGUUAUUGAUUCAAGAGUGAAUUUUUGCAUUCAGCAGGAGGCUUUAAAAAAAAUGAAUUUGAUGCUUGACAGAAUACCUCAAGAUGCCAACAAAAUACUUUCUAAUCAAGAAAUGUUAACUCUCAUGAGUAAUAUGGGAGAAAGGAUUUUAGAUGUAGGAGAUUAUGAAUUACAGGUAGGCAUUGUGGAAGCUUUGUGUAGAAUGACCACAGAAAAACGGAGACAAGAACUGGCAUAUGAAUGGUUUUCAAUGGACUUUAUUGCUAAUGCAUUUAAGGAAAUUAAAGACUGUGAAUUUGAAACAGAUUGCAGAAUAUUUCUCAACUUGGUAAAUGGCAUUCUUGGUGAUAAAAGAAGGGUCUAUACAUUUCCUUGCUUGUCAGCAUUUCUUGGUAAAUAUGAGCUGCAGAUACCAUCAGAUGAAAAACUUGAGGAAUUCUGGAUCGAUUUUAAUCUUGGGAGCCACACUCUGUCAUUCUACAUUGCUGGAGAUGAAGAAGAUCACCAAUGGGAAGCUGUCACUGUACCUGAAGAAAAAGUUCAGAUGUACAACAUUGAAGUGAGAGAAUCAAAGAAGCUACUGACUCUAACUUUGAAAAAUAUAGUAAAAAUUAGUAAAAAAGAAGGAAAAGAGUUACUUUUUUAUUUUGAUGAAUCAUUAGAAAUCACCAACGUGACUAAAAAAGUUUUUGGUGGAAAUAAGUAUAAGGAAUUUACCAGAAAACAAGGUAUUUCAGUUGCCAAAACAUCUAUUCAUGUACUUUUUGAUGCAAGUGGAUCACAGAUUCUAGUACCAGAAAGUCAACCAUCUCCAGUCAAAGAAAACCUCAUUCAUCUAAAAGAGAAAUCCGACAUCCAAAAGAAACUUGUAAACCCUCUAGAACUAGGCAAUAGCAGCAGCCAGGAUGAGAUCACUACACCUAGCAGAAAGAAAAUGUCUGAAGCAUCAAUGAUUGUUCCUGAUACAGACAGAUACACUGUGCGAAGCCCAAUACUUUUAAUCAACACAUCAACACCGCGAAGAAGUAGGGAACCACUGCAAGCAAUAAAUUCUGUGGAGAAAGCUGUUUCUAAAACAUCAGAAAGUGGAAUGGAUUAUGCUGCGUCACCCAAAUCUAGACAAUCAGAUGGAAGAAAAAGAUGGAAUAAUAGAGCCAACCAUAACAAAACUACUGCUGUCAUACAAAACAAACAAUACGAGGAUAAUGAAUCCCCAGACCAAAAUUUCAAUGAAAUUGAGGACACUCUCUCUAAUGUAUCUUCUGCAGUGGGAAAAGUAGACAAGCCUGUAUUGCCUGGUGUUUUAGACAUCUCAAAAAAUACAACACACUCCAGAUGGGCAUGUUGGACACCUGUAACAACUAUCAAACUCUGCAAUAACCAGAGAAGCCGUGCUUUACCUGGAGACACUUGUACCCAAGAUACUGGUGUCAACAAAAAAUGCACUAAACAAAAAUCAGUAUCAGAUGAUGAUUCUGAAGAAACACAAAAGGGAAAAUAUAGUAAAGAUGUAAUCAAGUGUAACAAGUCAGAUGAAGCAGAAUUUUGUGAAAGAAACAUUCAAGAACAAAAUCAUCCUAAAUAUUCACAAAAGAAAAAUACUGCAAAUGCAAAGAAGAGUGAUUGGCAUAUUGAAUCUGAAACUACUUAUAAAUCUGUACUCCUAAAUAAGACAACUGAAGAAUCUCUCAUCUAUAAGAAGACAUGUGUAUUGUCAAAAGAUGUGAAUACUACUAUCUGUGAUAAAAGCCCUUCUAGAAAAAGCAAGAGGAAUCAUACAAAAUCAAGAAAGGAACUGAUGUCUGAACUUACAUCAUGUGAGCUAGAAGAAAUACCAGUGAGAGAAAAUUCAAAAGGGAAAAGAUUUACUGGUGCAUCAGAAUCCUUGAUAAACCAAAUUAGUAGGAGAUAUAACCCAAGUGAUAGCAUGAUGUCAACAAGAAAACUGAAGGAGCCUCAGGAUGGCAGUGGAUUUUCAAAAAAACCUGAUCUGCAGUUCAAUAAGGUUCAGAGAAAGAGUUACAGGAAACUGAAGGCAACUGUUGUCAAUGUUACUUCUGAAUGUCCACUGGAUGAUGUAUAUAAUUUCAGCUUGAAUGGUGCCGAUGAACCUGUUAUAAAACUUGGAAUCCAAGAAUUUCAAGCUACAACUAGAGAAGCCAGUAUGGAUAAUUCAUUAAAAUUGGUAAAGAAUCAUGAUGAACAUGACCCUUUUCUCAAAACAAAAGAUAAAAGAAUGUUAAGUUAUGAGAAGAAAACUCUCUUAAGUGACACUGAAACCGAAUGUGGAUGUGAUGACAGCAAGACUGACAUUAGCUGGCUAAAAGAACCAAAAACAAAAAGACUAAUGGAUUAUAGUAGAAAUAAAAACACAACAAAAUAUAAAAGUAGAAAAUCAAGAUCAUCCAUGGAAAAAGGACAACCAAGACCCACAAUGGUACUCAAUAAAAACAGUAUGAAAAAUGAUUAUGAAGUAGUUGUAGAUGGGAGAACCAGACUUCCACGAAGAGCAACAAAAACAAAAAAAAAUUAUAAAGAUCUUUCAACUUCAGAAUCAGAAUCAGAGAGUGAAAAAGAAUGUUCAUAUUUGUUUAAAGAUAAACUGCCAACAAAGGAGGAGACUAUCCAUUCCAGAGCCCAAACAAAGAAACUGCCCGAGAAACAACAGAAAGUCUUCAAUUCAGAAGCGCUGAAAGGACAGCCAUCAGAAGAACAGAAAAACUCCUCUCGGCUGAGAGAAGGGAGAGAAGACAGUCUGUGCCUGUCUUCUGCGUCUGUGUCCAGGAGCUCGUCCUCUGUGGAAGUGAUGAGAUGUACAGAGAAAAUAACAGAAAGGGAUUUUACUCAGGAUUAUGACUAUAUCACAAAAUCUCUUUCACCUUAUCCAAAAGCUCCAUCACCUGAAUUCUUAAAUGGAAACAAUAGCGUUGUAGGUCGGGGACAAUCACCCAGAAUUAGUGAGACCAGUGCAAUGUGUGUAAGAAAGAGUUACUCACCUGCUUCAGGACCGCCCUUUUCGCCAAGACACACUCCGACCAAGAAUAAUUCUGUUGUGAAUAUGAAAAAAGCAAAUUCAGUGAUAAAUAAUCAGAGAACCCAACAUUGUAACAGCUAUUCAGAUGUAAGCAGUAAUAGCUCAGAGAAACUUUAUAUGGAACCUGAAUCUCCAGAGAGCUGUGACAACCAUAUGCAAAACAAGAGAGAGGGAAAUCAUGCAGCAUCUCCAUUAUCAUUGUCUAGUGAAAAAAUAGAGAAAAUGUGGUUUGACAUGCCCAGUGAAAAUACUCAUGUAUCAGGUCCCAGUCAACGUGGUAGCAAAAGGCGGAUGUACCUAGAAGAUGAUGAGCUAAGUAAUUCCAAUGAAGCAGAAGUAGAAGAGGCAGAAGAAAGGGAACAUUUGCUUUCCAAAAAACGAUGUCAAUGGGAAAAUUCUGACCAGCACACCUUCAAAACUUCAUUAUCGACACCAGAUUUUUCUGUUCCUAAGGACUGGCAACAAGAGUUACAAGGUGCUGGAAUGUUUUAUGAUAACAUCAGCUCAGACUAUAAAAGGAAAACUGAUAGCCAACAUAAAAUCAUGGAUGAUUUUACUACAAAGACAUUGAAAUUGACUCAACAACAUCUGAUGGCAAUGACCUCUCAAGCUCAGGGACGCAGGGAUGAAAAUGUUGAGAAAUUCCAAGUCACUCUCCUAGAUGAGCUGGAAAAAGUUGAAAAAGACUCACAGACUUUGCGAGACUUGGAGAAAGAGCUUGUGGACAUCGAGGAAAAGUUAGUUCAGAAGAUGAGGGCAUAUCACCGAUGUGAGCGAGAGAGGUUUCGUGUUUUGAAAACUUCACUGGAUAAAAGUUUUCUUGUCUAUAAUUCUGUUUAUGAAGAGUCUGUUUUUACAUCUGAGAUGUGUUUGAUGAAAGCAAACAUGAAAAUGCUACAAGACAAGCUACUUAAGGAGAUGCAUGAAGAGGAAGUUCUCAACAUACGCAGAGGACUACAGUCAUUAUUCAAGGCUCAUGAAGGAAAUGAUGCAUGAAAUCUGGCUGCUGUCAAUGAAUUUUAUGAUUAGUUUUUUGUGUAUAAAUAAAGCACUAAUAAAGUAGCUUUGCAAAGAUGCAUCAUCUAAGCACCUCUAUUCUUGUGUGCAAGAACCUCCCGACUCAAAUGUUAGAGAUGAAAAACAUGACUCCAAAUGCAGCUUGUAUGUCCUAUGAGCAAACAGUAAAAGGAGCUGACUUUCCUUGGAUCAUAUUUUUAUAUUAACUAUGUCUGUGAAAGUAGUGUCUGUACUAAAGUAUUUAUAUAUAAAGUGUAAUUUUAAAUUAAUGCAGUUUUGGAAUAAAAUAUACUGAAAUUUG